Molecule: messenger RNA, 471 nt
Organism: Neurospora crassa OR74A
Lineage: Eukaryota; Fungi; Ascomycota; Sordariomycetes; Sordariales; Sordariaceae
Exons: 2
Coding region: 1-471 (156 amino acids)
Source: RefSeq, a predicted model, not a curated record
AUGGGAUCCAUCAUUUUCGAAAGGAAAGAUCUCACUGCAAGAGUGGCAGAUGAUGAGCGAGUGACCGAUGAAAAUAGCAAUUCCGAUGCCGAAGUACUCGGGAGUAGUAACCGUCAAAUACAUAGGCUGCAGGGUGGGAUUCAUGUUGCAGCCCUAAAGGAGUCCUACAUUCGACUGCUAAGACCGGGGAGAUUAUCAGGUUGUCUUGCAGGACGUUCCUCAGCACUGAGGCACUUGCAGAGAUCCAUAGUCCCAUCGGCUCAACGGGCCAGCAAUGGUAGCACCGUCAUCACCAAAAUAGGCCAGGAACUGGAGAAGCCCCAUUGCGGUUUCCAGAAUCAAGAAAUCGGCGAAUCAGAAGAGUGCAAUGCUGCGGUUGAUCGCGCUACGGGGCGACUAGAGUGGUCCCGUGUUGAACGAAUAAGCUGCUAUUCAGAACACGCCGAUGGAGUUGGCUGGAUUUUUUUUUAG